GGUACUGUAGCCCGAUGGGAGGGGGCGUCGCAUGGACCAAGGGCAGCACGCUCGGCUUCACGCGCUGGAGCCAAGAGCCCUUCGAGCUCUCACCCGUCGACCUCGCGAGCUUGGACAUCCCGGUUCUACCCGGCCAGCCAACGACAGGGCUGCUGCUGCGAUAUCGUGGCCACUCGCUGCUCGUACACCAUGCGACCGCUGUCGCCAGCGACGACGCGACCAAGCGCAUGCUCGAGCUCGUGGGCCGAUCGCUCGACAGCGUGCGCAAGGCCAACAAGUACUUUACAGCGGCGGCGACGUCGUCCGUGCGCUUUUACGUUGGGUCCGAGGCCGAGCGCGAUCAGUGGCUGCAGCUUGUGCUCCUCAACACACAGGUGCAGCCACCUGUUGCAGCGCCACCCGCGCCACUUGAGCUUCCAGAGCUCCCGUCGACAUUGAGUGCGACGCCGACACCUCGCCGCCUCAACGAAACGAUCAAUGACGGCUUCCAGAGCUUGGCGACGGCCGCAUCCUGCGAAGACGCCAAGGACACGCUUGGCGCCCUCGCUGCGUACCGAGAAGCCCAUGCACUCUUUAUGCAAGUACACCCGCAGCUACCGAUGAACAAGACGCGGGAACUCAUUGUGGACAAGUGCAGUGAGAUCCAGGCUAUCAUCGACGACUUGAUGGCCCCCCGACCUGCGACAACGACCGCCGAAGCGCCGACGCCGCCACCACCGGCGCCAUCUGCCGCAGACGUCCCAUCGUCACAGCAUGGCAUCGCUGCUCCACCAUCAGCACCGCCGCAAAUGCCCGCCAGCCUCGACCUCGACGAGCGACUUGGUCGUCUCCAAGGAUUCGCUGAUUCGCUGCAGGUGGAGAAGGCACGCACCGAGAAGAGCACGAAGAAGUCCGACUUGGAGCUUCGUUUUGCAGCGUUGAAGAACGAGGCGAGCCGCGCACCACCGCUCGAGUCGCUGGAAGCGCGACUCAGCAAGCUUCGGGGUGGUACCCCUAGCCCUGUGGGCAAUGCUACCGCCGUGACUGCCAUCGACGUCGCCCUCGAGCACGCCCUGAGCGGUGAGGACGAGGGCCUGAAGGCGGCGCCACUCGAUCGCCAGGUCGACGACCUCAUCACGCUGGUCCAGCAGGAGAUCGCACUGGGGAUCCAAGACGAUCCGCCACGCCUCUCCCUCGACAGCAGCGAGAUGGAUGAAGACGAACAGCUGAGCAGUCUCCGCCAAGCAUAG
Molecule: messenger RNA, 1229 nt
Organism: Saprolegnia parasitica CBS 223.65
Lineage: Eukaryota; Oomycota; Saprolegniomycetes; Saprolegniales; Saprolegniaceae
Exons: 2
Coding region: 15-1229 (404 amino acids)
Source: RefSeq, a predicted model, not a curated record